CUAUGUGUGCUUCUAUUUGCAGCUCAAUUUCCAGAUUGAAAGAAACAUGAUUCGUCUUGCCUCUAAAGCCAUUUCGUAUACUAUAAUGCAGCGACUUCAUUGAGCGCGAAAAAUGAGCACGCACGACCUUUCUCAAACAAAUCAGCCUAAUGGAUCUAUUUUUGAAUUCGACAAAGUUUAUAAACGUUUGGCAAGUGACCAAAGAUUUUAAUUUGAAACAAACACACAACACACAUGUAGAAGACAUGCUUUCUGCAGUAGGUAGAUAUCUUCUCAGAACAGUGGUUUGCUUUUUUUUUUAAAACUAAACAUGCAAAAUCUUUAUCAUCAUUGAAACUAGAAUGCGCAAAAAUGAAAUUUGCAUUUCAAAAUCUUAUUAUUAUUUUCAGUUUUGUUAUAUAUAACUAUCUUUGUUUGGCUAAAGAUUAUAUUAAAGUUGGCGUAUUUUUUAAUAAAGACCAAUCAACAGAAAAUCUCGACUGGAACGUUAUACAAGAUAAUUUGAAUUUACAACUGCAAUAUCAGGUGUCUGAAAUACCCGAAACUGAUAGUUUUGCUGUAGCAAAAAUAUUUUGUAGAUCAGUUUCUGAAAAUGGACUUUCAAUAGUUUUUGGGCCAUCAUCUAUUAUAAGUUCUGAUAUGAUUGGAUCAAUGUGUUCCACAUUUCAAAUACCUUUCAUUUCGACACACUAUACUCACAUGAGUACCAAGGAAUAUCCAAAUAAUUUUAAUUUAUAUCCAGAUGCAAAUCUUUUUUCACAGGGUUUAGCUACAAUCGUUAAGAGCUUAGACUGGGAUGUAUUCGUGAUAAUUUACGAAAACGAAGAAAGUCUAGCCAAGUUGCAAGAUGUAUUGAAAAUUUAUUACGUCCAAGGAGCUAUAGACAGAAAUACCGUUUUACUAAAACAUUUAGGUCCAGGACCAGAUUAUAGGCCACUUUUGAAAGAUGUGACCAAACUAACUCCAUCAAGAAGAAUAAUUCUAGAUUGUCACGUCGAUAAAAUUACGGAAGUUCUUUUGCAGGGCAAAGAAGUGAAACUUUUGGAUGACUUUUCAACAAGUAUUUUUCUUAGUUCAAUGGACGCUCAUACAUUAGAUUUUCAACAACUGAACAUUAUCACUAAUAUAACUACAAUACGACUGUUCGAUCCAAAAAGUGAUGUUAUAGCGAAAGCUGUUAAACAAUAUUAUUCUUCAAUUGUGCCUGGAAAACUAAGGGUGGAAACUGCUCUACGGCAUGAUGCAAUGCUACUAUUUGCCAAAUCAAUAAAUUCGCUACUCGAAAAAAAUCCAGAAAUAGAUAUCAUCUCUGAACCAAAAUUUUGCAACGCUUCAGACAAAUAUGCAAUUGAUCGAAUAGGGCUUAUAAAUGAAAUGCAACAGACUAUUCUUACAAAUGCACUGACAGGAGAAAUUAUCUCUCUAGAAAAUGGCAAAAGACUUCAUUUUAACUUGGAAGUAAUUGAAAUUACUAAUCCAGAUAAACCUAUAGGAAUUUGGACAUCAGAGAGCCCUGAAGAUAUCCACUUAACAAGGAAUGCCACUGAAAGGGAACAAGAACUUCAGAAGAGGAUGCAAAGUUAUAAUUUCAUUGUUAGUUCAAAAUUAGGUCAACCAUAUUUAAUGGAAACAAAUGACACUGGUGCAGUUGGAAAUAGCAGAUACAGAGGAUUUUCAAUGGAUUUGAUAACAGAAAUAGCUAAAAUCAUGAAUAUUACUUUCCAGUUUACACUUGCCUACAAAAAUUUACAAAUCGAAAUAGUUGAGGAUUUGGUUAAUAGAAGAGCUGACUUGGGAAUAUGUGACUUCACAAUAACUCAACAAAGGAAUGAGAAAAUCGAUUUCAGUUUGCCAUUUAUGUCAUUAGGUAUUAGCAUUCUACAUAAAAAAACUGAACAAGAAGAAAUAAGUAACAUGUAUGGCUUCAUGAAACCUUUAACUUGGACUGUGUGGAUUUAUAUUACCACUUUGUAUCUUGUAAUAUCAAUUGUUAUACUUUUUAUAGCAAGACUAGAUCCAGAUGAUUGGGAGAAUCCUCAUCCUUGCGAUCUGAAUCCUGAGGAGCUUGAAAAUAUUUGGGGCAUAAAGAAUUGUCUUUGGCUCACAUUGGGGUCUAUAAUGGCACAGGGUUGUGAUAUUUUGCCAAAAGGUAGCUGUUCCAGAAUCGCAACAGCCAUGUGGUGGUUUUUCUCUCUAAUAAUGACCAGUACGUACACAGCAAACAUGGCAGCUUUUUUAACAAUGUCCAGACAGGAUGAUUCAAUUAAAGGAGUAGAAGAUUUAGCCAAUCAGAAUAAAGUUAAAUAUGGUGUUAUGGCUGGAGGGUCAACUCAAUCGUUCUUUGAAACGUCCAACAACAGCCUGUAUCAAAAAAUGUGGGCUACAAUGUCCAAUGAAAAUCCGAGCGUUUUUGAAGACAGCAAUGCAAAAGGGGUGGAAAGAGUUUUGAAUACUAAACAAGGCCUAUAUGCAUUUUUUAUGGAAUCACCGCAGAUUGAAUAUGAAUUGGAGAGAAAUUGUGAUUUGAAAAAAAUUGGUCAAUAUUUGGAUUCGAAAAGUUAUGGUAUAGGAAUGCCUUUAGGGGCUGUAUACAGACAUCAAAUUAAUACAGCAGUGUUGCAGUUGAAAGAAAAUGGGAAAAUAAAUGAAUUGAAAGAAAAAUGGUGGAAACAAGAGGAUUUAGAAGGUCCUCCAUGCCCUAAUGAUAGCCUGGAAAAUAACAAGGAUGAACUGACGUUAGCCAAUGUUGGUGGAGCUUUUAUACUUUUGGCAGCAGGCAUUGGAUUGGCAUUUUUGUUAGCUAUAACGGAAUUUUUAUGGAACAUCCGACAUAUUUCUGCUGAAGAACAUAUGACCUAUUUUGAAACUUUGAAAAGUGAAUUGAAAUUUGCCUGCAACAUUACGGUGACAAGAAAAGCUGCCAAACCAAUUAUAUCAUCUUCCUCUUCUUCAAGAUCAACUGAUGAUGACAGAAGCAUUUCAAGGACAAUUUUAGCUGGAGCUGGAUCAGUUUUGAAUAUUAAUGCCAGUGUUCUUAAUAGAUUGGGUCAAGGACAUGCCGAUUUUGAAAAUGAAGAUGAAUAAUAUUGUCUCUGUGAUCCUUAUCAACAAUAAACAGUCACAACCUAAUGUUAUAAAUUAUUUUAUUAAUAAUUAUUAUUUACAAGCUAACAUAAGAAUUUAAGUGAUCUAAAUAAUAAUUUCAGUGUCACCCAAUUCCUCAUCAGAAGGCAAAAUUAUUUUUUCAACAGGUAUGAAAUUUGGAUCUAUAGGUAGUUUGCCCUCCGCUUCUCGCCUUCUGAGCUCUAAAAAGGCUUCUCUUACACCCCAAUCUCUAAGAUGAUAGUCUGGAGCAUAAGUCCAUACAAACCCUGUAAGAGAAAG
This is a messenger RNA of Ceutorhynchus assimilis (cabbage seed weevil), 3384 nucleotides long. NCBI's taxonomy places the organism in Eukaryota, Metazoa, Arthropoda, Insecta, Coleoptera, Curculionidae. The record is from the annotation of a GenBank genome assembly.